Lingula anatina is the source of this 810-nucleotide messenger RNA. Its product is annotated as polycystin-1-like protein 1. Gene Ontology annotation, biological process: calcium ion transport. The record is from RefSeq and is a predicted model, not a curated record. Gene Ontology annotation, cellular component: plasma membrane. Gene Ontology annotation, molecular function: monoatomic cation channel activity; protein binding. Lineage: Eukaryota; Metazoa; Brachiopoda; Lingulata; Lingulida; Lingulidae.
CAACAUGGCGGCGAACAAGAAUGUGUGAUAGUAACUAUUUACAACGAAACUUUUCUGAGAUUUAAAGAGGAUGGAAGUAGAUUUGAAUCCCAACUACAAUAGAAGAUGAAGCAGGGUGAAACAUUCUAUCUAUUUCUCAUCUGCAUAAGUGGAAUUUCAGGGUUGCCAUGGUACCAGGGUUGUUUCCAUGGCAAUGGAACAACAACUACAAGUGAUGUCCUAGUUCUUCCCAGGAAUGAUUCGCUGCCAGUGUCUCCUUCAGAUUGCAGCCGGCAGUGCUUAGUAACAGGGUACGCCUAUACAGUGGUAAAAGGGUCAAGCUGCGAUUGCACUAGCGACAUUACUGGUUAUCUGCAAACUACUGAGGACCGCUGUAACAACAGCUGUCUCCUUGGGACUGUCAGCAGUGUGUGCAACAGUAACAGCUCACUAGGGGGAGCCAGUGAGGAGUUUGUCAGCGUCUUCACAACAGAAGGUCCUUUCAUUAGUCAUGUGGAGGUUUUGGUGCUGUCGUCCCCAGUAUAUGUAGGUCAUGUGGUACCAUUGGAGGUCAGGGUUCAACUUGGAGGGCUGCCUGAAACGGGCGAAGGUUUCCUUGGUCUCAAUGGAUCCGAUUUUGGAGAGCUCUUUUUUGUUUGGAGUCUGGACGGUGUACAGUUUAGACAAGACAACAUCAGCGCCUUGGAAAAUGAAACAUUUGUCCUGCCAAUCAUCCACACAUUCAGUCAACCAGGGUGGACGUGGCUUGGAGAAGCAGAGGAAUGGCUUAAAUUACUGUUCUCGCUGAAGGAGCUGAGAGCUGUUGCUUAA